AUGGAUAAUACCUCGUCACCAGAUGGAAUACGUGAUUCGGUCCUAGACAGCUCUGCUAGGCUGUUUUCAUCAAUAGUGAACGGCGACGAGGGUUUGUUUCGCUCGCUGUUUAGGGAGAUGAGCCCUCCACACAGGAUUGGGUCAGACUUAGAAAUAACACUGCUACAAUCAGCUAUUCAAAACAGCCGCCCCGGUAUAGCUCGUAUCCUCCUGGAUAGUGGUGUCCCUUUUGAUGGAUACGGCAUCAACGGCAAAACAUGUUUACAGCUUGCAGUCGACCUGGGUUUCUACGAUAUAGCAGAACUCCUGCUUGAGCGCGGUGCAAACACUGAGCUGACCAUUGGAAACGGUCCCCUACUUCUCCACCAAGCUGUCGAAAAAGAUGAUCUUGAAACAACAAAAGUCCUGUUAAACUGGGGGGCUGAUGUACAUGUCAAAAACCAGUCUACCUUCAGCCCCUUGAUGGUUGCAGUUGAAAGAAGAAACGUUUCAAUGGUUCGGCUCCUUUUGCACCAUGGCGCAGACUAUAGUACGAGGAGUGAUAGUGAUCUGUCUGCUAUAGACCUAGCCCGUGGGUCAGAAGAAAUGACAAGGAUGUUGGUUAAUAGCCAUUUUCUUGAGGGGCCUUCUAUUUCGCAUUCUAUAGAGACGACAGGGGCCGUCAUCUCAGAUACAGCCAACGUACCCCAAGCUCCAUAUCAUAAUCUUGACAAAAUGACAGCAUGCCAUGGAUUUAGACUUGAAUGGGUUGGUGUGCUUCUUACAAGACACUUGACAGAGGCUGGAAAUGAGCUAUAUCUCCUCCCUGAAGAUGAUAAAACUCGUCUUGGAAUACAAUCUUUACAGGGCCCCAACCACUCGAUUGGCACCGCACUUCCUGCGUCAAAACGACCCGGUUGCCACAUAUUGAAGAAAAAGCUAAAUAACCACGUGGAUGAUAAUAUCUACCACUUUGCUUUGUUUGUCCCAUUCCUUCAUUUUGAUACGGUAGAUGGAGUGUCUUUGAUGUCGAAGGUAGUGCGUCAGUCAUUCACAUGCCCGUCUAACCCGCUAGAGAACCAUUCGAAUAUAUCCAAUACAUCGGGGUAUUAUACGGCUAGGUCCACAAAUGCUCAGUUAUCCGGCAAUGCUUCAAUGAACAGGGACCUGCAGCAAAUGAAUGAAGGUGGCUCUAAUACUACACCACGAAUAUCACCAGGACAUACAGCACUGACCUCAUCAAAUUUGCACGAAUGUCUAAUUGAAGGUUACCUCAGACCCGAAUCUUCAAGUCGUGGAUCUACUUUACAAUUAAGACAGACGCUUGAUCAAUACUUUUAUACUCACCUGGAUACCUCUCCUCAGAGAGACAAGGAUCAAGUCGUGUCACGGUUCACUGCCGAGCACCGAGUACCCAAGCUUUUUAUGGUAGAUCAGCUCUGGCUAUGGAUUAUUAACGGCGAUACCCUUAUUAGUUGCCUCCCCACGCCUUGCAAAUACUCGGAGGGUUUUCUCAUAUCAGAGCUAUAUAACCAAUCCAGGAGUGAAGGCUCUGGGACAAUUGAAGAAAACCCUCUUGGUAUUUAUAGUAUAAUACGGGACCAUCUUCGCACAAUCCAUAGAGCGCCGAUUACGUUUGUUUAUGGGAUGGCGGACUUGAUCAUGAAGGCCUGCAUCAAUAUUUUCGGCCCUGAGAAAGUACCCGGACACUCCCAAUUCUUUGAUUUCUUUGAGGCAUCUCUCGAUCAAACCAUGGGGUUGCUUAGAGAUUUCCGUGCUUUUACCACACGUAGGGUCUUGGACAGCGACGACGCAUACUGCCCAGACUUAAUCGCAGAGGCGGGAAUGCUAGUCGAAGUGGAAGAUAUUCACGACGAGCUAAAUAUUCUGAAUAUGAUCCUGUAG
Molecule: messenger RNA, 1884 nt
Organism: Daldinia decipiens
Lineage: Eukaryota; Fungi; Ascomycota; Sordariomycetes; Xylariales; Hypoxylaceae
Exons: 7
Coding region: 1-1884 (627 amino acids)
Biological process (GO): protein ubiquitination; positive regulation of protein catabolic process
Molecular function (GO): protein binding
Source: RefSeq, a predicted model, not a curated record